Molecule: messenger RNA, 5511 nt
Organism: Astyanax mexicanus (Mexican tetra)
Lineage: Eukaryota; Metazoa; Chordata; Actinopteri; Characiformes; Acestrorhamphidae
Gene: gsk3aa
Product: glycogen synthase kinase 3 alpha a
Exons: 10
Coding region: 286-1563 (425 amino acids)
Biological process (GO): negative regulation of canonical Wnt signaling pathway; negative regulation of TOR signaling; protein phosphorylation
Cellular component (GO): cytoplasm; cytosol; nucleus
Molecular function (GO): protein serine/threonine kinase activity; ATP binding
Source: RefSeq, a predicted model, not a curated record
UCUCUAUCUCUCUCUCUCUCAGUCAGCCGUCGUAGUUGUUUUGAACCCUGUGUCCCAUCCAGUCCUCUUAGGGUGUAGCCAGCCAGGACUUCAUUUCCCAGGCGGCACCGAGAUUUGACAGUCCGAGCUACCGAGGAGAGCCACGGCUGGAGGGUGGCAGAAUAUUGAGUCCUUUUCUUUGUAGCUCUUUAUUUUUAAGUCUCAGUUUAGCCACGGUCUCGUCUUUGUCAGUGAAAACUCCGGCGAGCCCCAAUCUCCUGCCCCGCCACACGCUUUUAAACAGAUAUGAGCGGCAGCGGGCGGCCCAGGACGAGCUCGUUCGCUGACCCUCCCGGCGCCGCUUCAUCAUCCGCGGGAUCAGCCGCUGUCGUGGGGAGUAACACGGGAAAGACCGGGGACUCUCAGGCCUCGGGGGGAAGCGCAUCUAAUCUGAAGUUGGGCAGACCUGGAGGUGAGGUGACUACCGUGGUUGCCACCCCUGGCCAGGGUCCAGACCGUCCCCAGGAAGUGUCCUACACGGACAUCAAGGUGAUCGGUAAUGGCUCUUUUGGUGUGGUGUAUCAAGCACGCCUCAUUGACACCCAGGAACUGGUGGCCAUCAAAAAAGUUCUUCAAGAUAAAAGGUUUAAGAACCGAGAGCUACAGAUCAUGAGGAAGCUGGAUCACUGUAACAUAGUUAGAUUACGGUACUUCUUUUACUCCAGUGGUGAGAAGAAAGAUGAGGUCUAUCUGAAUCUGGUGCUGGACUUUGUGCCAGAAACAGUGUACAGGGUGGCACGGCAUUUCAACAAAGCCAAGACCAUCAUUCCUAUCAUUUAUGUGAAGGUCUAUAUGUACCAGCUGUUCCGCAGUCUGGCCUAUAUCCAUUCCCAAGGUGUGUGUCAUAGAGACAUUAAACCACAGAAUCUGCUGGUGGACCCAGAGACAGCUGUGCUCAAGCUCUGUGACUUUGGCAGUGCAAAGCAGUUGAUAAGAGGCGAGCCCAACGUCUCCUACAUCUGUUCCCGGUAUUACCGUGCACCCGAGCUCAUCUUUGGGGCGACUGACUACACCUCUAACAUAGACAUCUGGUCGGCUGGCUGUGUGCUGGCUGAGCUGCUGCUGGGACAGCCUAUUUUCCCUGGAGACAGUGGCGUAGACCAGCUAGUGGAAAUCAUCAAGGUGCUGGGCACUCCAACAAGAGAACAGAUUCGAGAAAUGAACCCCAACUACACAGAAUUCAAAUUCCCACAGAUCAAAGCUCACCCUUGGACAAAGGUCUUCAAGCCACGGACUCCUCCUGAGGCGAUCGCUUUGUGUUCUCGGCUUUUGGAGUACACACCAGUGACACGCCUUUCUCCGCUUCAGGCCUGCGCCCACGCCUUCUUUGACGAGCUGCGUCAGCCGGGCACACGCCUGCCCAGCGGGCGUGAACUCCCCCAGCUUUUCAAUUUCACCACAACCGAGCUGUCUAUUCAACCUCAGCUAAACCCCACUCUCAUUCCACCUCAUGCCCGUGCACAGACUACGUCCUCUUCACACGGUAAUGAUACCAUCCACCAUCCUGCUCCAGUUAGGCUGUAAGAGUGGCUGAGGUUCCAACAAUGGUUCAGACGGUUCGGGACAGCCCAACUCGACUCUGACCAACAGCGCCUGAAGCACUGACAAGUUCAAACAAAUGUGCAACCAAUCUGAGCCACCUCCUCAGUACACACCUAAACAAACGCACUCAUGCACACUUACCUCAUACAUGGUUUCUCUUCCCUAUUAGGUCUGAACCUUCAGAAAAAAAGGAGGAAAAAAAGUAAACUCUCAUUCUCUCAUUUAGUCAUUCAGGUUUUGCCUCUGACAUUUCAGUGUCUUCAGUGACUGACAAUUGUGUACUAUUUUAACAGAGAUAAUGGUUUAGAAAGGUCUACAACUACUACUGAUCCAGUUGUCUAAGCUGCAUACACACAGACAUAUACACACACAUACAUGUGCACACAGACAAACAUACACAGAAACCUACAUACACACGUUUUGUUCCUGCUAAAUCUAUUCUGGUUAAUGUCAGUCAGUCGUUUUUGAAGUGAGUGUCCUGACCAGCUAUGCCUGUUAAGGACACUCAUAACACAAAACAGGUUAUGGCUGUUGUUAACAGUCACAUCUCUGGUUGCAGGGAUUGAAAAUUAUCGAUAUUAAAGUGGCAGGAGGGGCAGGUCCUCUGUCUAAUAAUGUACCUUUUUUAUUACCUUUAAUUUAAUUUACCUUUCUUUUUUUAUUGCAUCUUAAUUUAUUUGACUGCACAUUUAUUAAAGAAGGAUGGUGAGAUGGCAGAACUGUUGUCCUGCUUCAGCCGGCAAAGCGACUCCUCCCAACCCUCUCUCUCGUCAUGUGGAGCGAUAAACUCAAGCAAUUGAAGUCACUCAUGUCGCUGAUCUGAUUUUAAAUGAAUAUAGUAACGGAAAAAGCCAUGUUUCCUUUGUUUAAAGCUAUUAUUAAAUUAUACUUUUAAACCUUUUAAAAAUGGAUUUCCUCCUCUCUUUCUUUCAUCCAUAUAUUUUAAGUCAGGCAGAGGUGAGGAGUAAGGUGCAUUUUUAUUUUUUUUAUUAUUAUUAUUCUUUUUCUUUUCUUUUUUUUUCUUUUCUUUUUUUGUUAUUUUUUUUUUUUUAAAUGACUGCACAGUCCAAUGCUCACAGUCGGCUGUAGGUCAUAUAUAUUUACAGCUGAGGCUUAAAAGUCGAAAACCACAAAAAGUAUCCUGUGCAAUUCCACGUGUGUGAUGGAUACCCUGGACAAACGAAUGGAGAGCACUUUAAGCUUUACGUUUGUUCUUAAAAAAGGGAAAACUAUAACAUGAGUUGCGUCUUUGAUUGCUUUGCUGAGGGUGUGUGUGUGUGUGUAGUUUUAAGUUCAUCUGAUGUGAACACAUUGGGAUAAUAGACAGGCUAGUGUAAGCCAUUGUACUGUAGUGCUCUGUUCUUGGCAAAGUUGAGGGAUCCAAGUGAGUGUGCACAUGUGUUCGUAUCAAUGUGAGAUAGUUACAAAGCAAUUUCAUUAAUUAGCCUGUGUUUACACCUGGUCGCUUUAUUAGGAUUAGGUUUAUAUCUAGAUGUUUAAGCAUAAUGCAAGUGUACACUAAAAUGUAUUAUGAAUCUGAUUCAUUAAACCACUUCAGGUGGUGGUCAGGUGGAGACACAUUUGAGCCACAUGUUGUUAUAGCAGCGUAAAAACACAUCAGUUUCUACAAGCUGCACUUUCAAGCAAUUGAAUUUUAAUCGAUUUAAUUGGAGGUGCUUUUGGCUAUCAAGUGUAAAUGCAAGAGGUUUAAAUCUUUCAUGAUACAAUUCAGAUAUCAAUUCAGGUGUAAACAGUGUCUAUACGUCUUUUUUUUAUCUGAAUUGGAUCUGUAUUAGACCAAGCCACUUAAAAUUGGAAGUGGAAACACACCCACCCAAGAUGCAUUUAACAUACAUACAAACAUGCAGUUUGCAUACCUACACUUAUACAUACAAAUGUGAUCACUUAAACCGCUUUAAAAAGUGGUCUAAGACUGCUUUGAACCUGACCUAUUUUCUAGCAGUAUAAACAAAUUCAUUGUAAAAGGUUAAUUGGUAAUUCCAUCCCAGCACAACAGUUGGAGUUUUAAACUGACAUACUGAAGACACAUUUGACUACAUGUGGUUAAAAUGCUAUCAGGGUACUGUACAAUCCAGAUACUAGUCAAUGUGAAGUGACCAGGUGUAAGAGUUUUAAAAGGUGUGGCUGUAAGAUUAGGAGUUUUUUUGCCUGUCUAGGGAAAAGCCCUGUCUAGAUAUGGAACAAUACUUAAUCCUGUUUUUUUUUUUUUUUUUUUUUUUUUAAGUAACCAUUAAGCUGCUUUGGUUAUCUCUUAUUCUCCUUGGACUUGUAAGAAGUGUUUGCACUGUUCUUUUAAUUUUUUUUAACAGUUUUAUCCCAAUAAUUCUCUUCAUUUUAGGGAUUUGUAUCUUCUGUGAGACACAGCAGCACAGCAAUAGUAGAAUUUCGGUGUGAAUAGAAUAGAAACCAGGCCUGAUCCGAUCUCUGUUGUCAGUAUUGGCCAGUGGAGCGACGAUUGAUUAAUCGGUAGUGAACCUAAACUUGUCUGCCUAAACAUCUGACCUGAUCUUUCCUCCCAACGAGGAGCUGUCCUACACAGGAAACAUAUCUCUCACACUUUUUUGGUGAAGCCAUCUUCCAUAGAGAUCCAUCUUCCCCUCUUUACGAACGAUCUGUGAAGCUUUCUUGAUAAUCUUCCAUUUUAUUGGUUUGUUUUUAUUUUUGUUUGGUCUUUUUCUUCCCCUUUUGUGUUGUGGAGUGGGUAUGUUGAAGCUUUGUCCUGGUCUGAUCCACUCAUCCUUGUGUAAAUAUAUUUUGUUUUAAAGCAGAUUUUUUUGUUUUAAAUGUAAAUAUUUCAAUUGAAUUUUUUUGGGGUUGUUUUUGGACACCCCUCAAACCAGUGUCUCCUUUUUUUCUUUCUCCAUCUCUCCUGGGUCGUCUUCAUCAGCUAUUUGCUAGCUUUUAUUUAUUGUUUUUUCUCCUUCCUCUUCCCCUUUCUAAGCAUUGUGCUUUUGUCCCCCCACCCCCAACUGUGUGCAAUGUAAUCCUGUUUUAACUUGUACUGUAGGCCUACUAGGGUCCACAUCUUUGGCACCUGAAAUCAACCCCUAAGUUCAGGUGAAGAACGAUUGAUGAAUGUUUUUGAACAGGUGUCUUGUUACAUCUGUGUAACUUGCCGCUACAAAGUAAAUAUGUCCAAGCGACUUGUUUUCUGUGACCUUGUUUUAGUCUUGUCUGAUUUUUAAAGAUGGACAUUUAAACAAGUGCGGAGCGCAGAGAUGUGCUCUGAAAACCAUGGUCCUAUAUCCUUUGUGUUGUGAAGGGAACAGUCUCUGAAACUGAGCCGGCUGCUUAAAAUGUAUACGCCAGACUUGAAAGGGUGUAACAGGUCAACUUUGAGCCAUGAAUGAGAUGCUUGAAUGACGGGGGAUCAUAGAUGUAUGUUCUUCAUUUUCCACAGCUUUGAAAACUGUUCCUCUGCGUUCUUCUAUACUUCUAAAAAAUGUUCAGUUUUAUUCAUUACACUUAUUUUUAAAGCAGAGAUCAAUGGUUGUAUGUAUCAAUUGCUGGAGUUGCUUUAAGAUGUGAGAUGCAUACAAUGAUGUUGGGGUUGUCUACUGAUCUCAGACAUUAGAGUACGAGUUCAGGUUUAUUUGUAAUUAUUGUUUUGUCAAAUUGUUUUCUCAUGAUCUGAUGAUACACAUUUCAUAGUUUGCAUCAUAAAGACACAUUGAUGCUGAGAAUGCAAAGCCCCUUUCCGUUUGUUUCCUUUUUUACUUAUCUCUUUAUCUGGAAUCCCCUCAAAAUGUGUUACUUUUCAGUUUUUCCCCCUCUUGUCAACAUUCUGGCCCAGGGUUAAUGGGAGACUUGAAUGUUGAUAGAAACAGAGAGAUGGAUUGAUGGAUGGAUAUACUGUCUGUUUGUCAGUAUGAACUGAACUCAUUUAAUAAAGUGAAAAGUGAACUUGAA